AGUUCGUGUUGCCAGCUUGACAAAAAGGCUCGAAAGCAACCAGAUGGAAUUCAGCACUGCCUUCCUAACAGAUUGCUCACAUUUUAAAUUGUUUUGCACACUUUUUAGCUGGCUGCCCGGCGGACUAACAGGCCUGGCGUGACGGCCGAAGUUAAUCGGGGAGGGUCAGAAGACGUUUAAACGCAACAUAUUCUUCCUCACUUGACCUGAGUGUGCGUCCAUCAUGCCUCUGUUUGGUAAAUCCCACAAGACUCCGAUGGAGCUCGUCAAGAUCUUGAAGGAGAACUUGAACGUGCUGAUCAAGCAGGACAAAAAGACGGACAAGGCGUCCGAGGAGGUGUCAAAGUGUCUGGUGUCCAUGAAGGAGAUCCUGUACGGCAGCAACGACAAGGAGCCGCACACGGAGACGGUGGCCCAGUUGGCCCAGGAGCUCUACAACAGUGGCCUGCUCAUCACGAUGGUGGAGCACCUGCACGUCAUCGACUUUGAGGGCAAAAAGGACGUGUGUCAGAUCUUUAACAACAUCUUGAGGAGGCAGAUUGGAACCCGGUGUCCCACUGUGGAAUACUUCUGCUCUCAUCUGGAAGUUCUCUUUAUCCUGUUGAGCGGGUACGAGGCACCGCAGGUGGCGCUCAACUGCGGCAUCAUGCUGAGGGAGUGUAUCCGCCACGAGCCGCUCGCCAAGAUUGUUCUUUAUUCGCCUCACUUCCAAAAAUUCUUCACCUACGUGGAAAUGUCCACCUUCGACAUCGCCUCUGACGCCUUCGCCACCUUCAAGGAUCUACUGACGAGGCACAAAGUCCUGGUGGCGCAAUUUCUGGAGCAGAACUACGAUGCCGUGUUUACGGGCUACGAGAAGCUGCUGCACUCUGAGAACUACGUCACCAAAAGGCAGUCUCUAAAGCUUUUGGGCGAGCUGCUGUUGGACCGACACAACUUUACGGUGAUGACGCUCUACAUCAGCAGGCCGGAGAACCUCAAGAUGAUGAUGAACCUGCUCAGACACAAAAGUGGCAACAUCCAGUUUGAGGCCUUCCACGUCUUCAAGGUGUUUGUCGCCAACCCCAACAAGACGCAGCCCAUCAUCGACAUUCUCCUCAAGAACCAGACCAAACUGAUCGACUUCCUCAACCUCUUCCAGAAGGACCGCUCGGACGACGAGCAGUUCAACGACGAGAAGACCUACUUAAUCAAACAGAUCAGGGAUCUCAAGAAACCUGCUUCUUAGACCACACCUGUUUAAAAAAAAAAAGCCAACACAUUAACUAUUCAAAGAAAAUCAACAUAUUUGUAUUUGUUCUUUU
Nerophis ophidion (straightnose pipefish) is the source of this 1304-nucleotide messenger RNA. RefSeq names its product calcium binding protein 39-like (gene cab39l). Gene Ontology annotation, molecular function: protein serine/threonine kinase activator activity. NCBI's taxonomy places the organism in Eukaryota, Metazoa, Chordata, Actinopteri, Syngnathiformes, Syngnathidae. Bases 224 to 1228 code for a protein of 334 amino acids. The record is from RefSeq and is a predicted model, not a curated record. Gene Ontology annotation, biological process: intracellular signal transduction. The transcript is spliced from 9 exons.